This is a messenger RNA of Anoplophora glabripennis (Asian longhorned beetle), 776 nucleotides long. RefSeq lists its product as uncharacterized. Gene Ontology annotation, cellular component: nucleus. The transcript is spliced from 4 exons. The coding region runs from base 60 to 776 and encodes 238 amino acids. The record is from RefSeq and is a predicted model, not a curated record. Gene Ontology annotation, molecular function: zinc ion binding. NCBI's taxonomy places the organism in Eukaryota, Metazoa, Arthropoda, Insecta, Coleoptera, Cerambycidae.
UAUUUUUAUUUUUUGUAUUUCUGUUCUAUUUAUAUGUAAAAGAAAAUUGUUCCAGAGCAAUGACUGAUUGUAAUGAAACUUCGUGUCGGCUUUGCCUUAAAAAUAUAACCGAUGAAAGCUAUGAAGUGGUAGACAACAUUAUAAGAGACACUUUAGAUGUUCUUUUGCUGAAAUUGAAAUUUCAUAGCGAGAGCAAAGAGGUUAUAUGUAACGUCUGCAGAAGAAAGUUAAAUUCGGCAUCAGAAUUUAAGUCAAUGUGUUUGAAUACGGAUAACACAAUUAUUCCUUAUGUGGACAGCGAAAAAAUGAUACAGCUCGAUUUAAGACAAGUGUACGUGCAGGAAAAGAAAAGUGAAUUAGUUUGCAGUCAGAAAAUAUGUCGAUUGUGUAUACACCUAGUAGAAAGUGAGUAUAGGUGCAUAGGUGAUGGGGAACUUGAAGCUAUUGAGAAAUUGGCUCCUGAAAUGAAUAUGAAUAUCGUCAAAGAUCCCGUGAUUUGUAAGCCAUGCUUCGAUUCACUGCGUACUCACAACAGUUUCCUUAAAGAUUGCUUAGAGCUAGAAGAAAAAAUUAAAAGUAUUUUUGAUAUUUCAGCCACAGGAAGCCAAAUAGAUACGUCUCCUCUUGAUUUAUUCGUUAAAACUGAAAACCUGGAUGAGGAAUUCGAUAUUAACGAGAUGGAAAUGUCCAUCAAAGCUGAAAGUAUCGACAUAAAAUCGGAAAAUGAGGAAAGGAGAACUUGGUCUUUGUUGAUUAUUUAUUACCGAUUAAUAUGA